Messenger RNA from Papilio polytes (common Mormon), 2171 nucleotides. RefSeq lists its product as uncharacterized. Bases 771 to 2171 code for a protein of 466 amino acids. Gene Ontology annotation, molecular function: carbohydrate binding. The transcript has 11 exons. NCBI's taxonomy places the organism in Eukaryota, Metazoa, Arthropoda, Insecta, Lepidoptera, Papilionidae. The record is from RefSeq and is a predicted model, not a curated record.
GGUAUUUUAUUUAUCCUGUCACGCAAAAACGUCAGGAAGUGCCGCCAUAAUGACAAACCUAAUGAUGUUACGAUCCAUUUACUUUCGUUCGUUAAAUUUACGCAGCGCUUUACCCUCGAUCUCAAUAUUUCUAAUUCGGGGAAAAACAAAAAUCAGCAUUUCCCUGACGAAAUCGGCGUCAUUUUUCUCUUUCUCGGUAAUAAAAAGGGAGACGUAUUUUCCAUUACAAUUUCCUACAAAAUUAGGGCUAUUAUGCUUGAACGCCUUACUGAUUUGCUUAAGCAGAAUGCUUACGGCAUAAUAAAUGUAAUGAAACCAUUGAUGUUUAUUUAUUACUAUAUCUAUUUGAUUAUUCUUUGUGUUGGUCUGAGAAUGUAAUGAGGCGGAUCAGAUUUAUUAACCAAGAUGAUGCAAGCCGGUAAUGAAUGAAUGAAUAUUAGAUAGAUUACUUGCACACCAAAGAUAAUAGUCAGUCAAUAAUUUACGGGCAUCGUUACCCGUUAAUUUAGGGGGAGGCACCCAAUGAUGAAGUAUAGCAGGAAGAUGAUCAAAGGGAGAGAGAAUAGUAGUAAAAUAUUAUUUUUUAUUCCAAAGACAAUAUUACAACACGUGGUAUAUUUUUAGUGACUAGGGAGAAUCUGGACAAAACUCAAAUUGUCGUAUUUCAUAAAAUGUCGAACACUUGACGAACUGCUGCAGUAUAAAAGUGGUUGUGAGUUCCAGAUAUUGGAAAAGUGUUAGAAUGUGUUAGUGGCGUGGACAAAGUUGAAAUGGAACGAAGAACUGGAUUUUUAUUUGUGUUGUGGGUUGCAGUUAUACCGUUACACAAAGCAGAUAAUUUAGAAUUACUCCUGGGAACAUUAAGAACACAUCAAAAAGCAGCAUGUGAUGAGGACAUAGUAACCCUCAUCUGUCCGCGCGGGACUACGAUCAGCAUACAAGUAGCUCAAUAUGGUUCCUCCGCGUCCCAGACGUCCUGCUCACCAGAGCUGGCAGAGUAUCAGCCAGUCGCUGUCGAAGUAUUGGGGGGUGAUGCCCCUUGUACGUGGCCAAGCGCGUUACAGUAUUCACUUUUGCAGACAGUAGUGGAGGCCUGUCAAAAGAAACGACAGUGCAAAUUCCACACGAGUCCGAAAACGUUUGGUGUAGACCCGUGUCCGGGCUCUAGAAGGUUCGUCGAAGUCGCUUAUAAGUGCCGUCCAUAUGAAUUUCGAAGUAAAGUGGGCUGUGAGAACGACGUGCUGCAUUUAAGCUGUAACCCGCACUCACGGGUUGCGAUAUACUCCGCACAAUACGGCAGGACGGAGUACGAUUCGAUACAAUGCCCACAGCCGAGAGGAAUGAAGGAAGAAACUUGCUUAGAACCUUACGCCACGGAAACUUCAAUGCGUGAAUGCCACGGAAAGAGGCGAUGCGUUUUAGCGGCGGACAGCAAAAUGUUCGGGAAACCUUGUCGAGCGGGCAGCAGGACUUAUCUUAAAGUUGUUUACACUUGUGUUCCACGCACAGUGCUUAAAGAAAGAUAUGAAAGUGCACCAGAGGAAGACGAAGUGGCUUACGAUGUAUCGGACACUGAAAAUGAAGACAUAGAUGAGUCCGGCGAUCGUUGGUGGGGUGAACCAGCGGUACCACCGGCUCCAGCAGUGGCAGCUAUUCCUUCACAGAAACCAUCUUUAGCACCCAACAAUGUCACAAGUAAUAAUCACCAAGAGUCAUCACCAUCAUCACCGCGACAUCACCUUUCAGAUAAUGAUCAGUUCGAUGUCAUCUACGUGUACAUUAUCGCUGGUAUUGCUGUGGUUCUACUAGUUGGUAUAGUUGCGGCUACUAUUAGAUGCCUAACAAAUCGGAGUAAUCAAGAACAGCCGAAGGGACCUGUCGAUAAUGUAGACGCAGGACUCAAACAAGAAAUGCAACUCGCCAGUAUGACUAUCAGUCCUAAAAUUAAUAGAUACGUCGGUAGACCAGUACCAAACACGUAUCCACAUGUGAGCAGUAACAUUUACGGACAAGUAGCAGAGUAUCCUAUAGAAAUGCCUUUAAGACAAGUCCACCAUGGGACUUUAGGUCGUGGUGUCGCAGUGAAAACGUUACCUAGAGUACAAAUCCAGGCGGAAACUGAUCCUAACACGAGAAAAACUGUGAUAUUAAUUGGAACUAUCCUAUUAUAG